This is a messenger RNA of Microtus oregoni (creeping vole), 1650 nucleotides long. RefSeq names its product apelin receptor. Gene Ontology annotation, biological process: G protein-coupled receptor signaling pathway; immune response. The record is from RefSeq and is a predicted model, not a curated record. Bases 188 to 1318 code for a protein of 376 amino acids. The transcript has a single exon. Gene Ontology annotation, molecular function: G protein-coupled receptor activity. Gene Ontology annotation, cellular component: membrane. NCBI's taxonomy places the organism in Eukaryota, Metazoa, Chordata, Mammalia, Rodentia, Cricetidae.
GGAAGGUAGAGAGAGGCUGCUGAGGAGCACAUCCUGCUGGGUCUGAGCUUUCAGAGGAGCUCGGUCUGCAUGCCGGCAAGGGCACCCUCAGACCUUCUCUUGCCUUGAGGGCACUAGCUGAGUGGGUGCUGUAGCUCCGGAGCUGGUGCCCCUGGGACUCACGCCCACCUUCGCCGCAUUCAUCAAUAUGGAAGAUGAUAAUUACUACUAUGCGGCCGACAACCAGUCGGAAUGUGAGUACGAAGACUGGAAGUCCUCUGGGGCCCUCAUCCCUGCCAUCUACCUUCUGGUCUUCCUUCUAGGCACCACGGGCAACGGCCUGGUGCUCUGGACCGUGUUUCGGAGCAGCCGGGAAAAGAGACGCUCAGCUGACAUCUUCAUUGCCAGCCUGGCAGUGGCCGAUCUGACCUUCGUGGUGACUUUGCCCCUGUGGGCCACCUAUACCUACCGGGAGUUUGAUUGGCCCUUUGGAACCUUCUCUUGCAAGCUCAGCAGCUACCUCAUCUUCGUCAACAUGUACGCCAGUGUCUUCUGCCUCACCGGCCUCAGCUUUGACCGAUACCUGGCUAUAGUCAGACCAGUGGCCAACGCUCGGCUUAGGCUGAGGGUCAGCGGGGCUGUGGCCACAGCCGUGCUGUGGGUGCUGGCUGCCCUUCUGGCCGUGCCUGUAAUGGUGUUCCGUUCCACUGCUAGUACAGAAAACGGCACCAAGGUCCAGUGUUACAUGGACUACUCCAUGGUGACUACCCCAAGCUCAGAGUGGGCCUGGGAGGUGGGCCUGGGGGUGUCCUCCACGGCUGUCGGCUUCGUGGUACCCUUUACCAUCAUGCUGACAUGUUACUUCUUCAUUGCCCAAACCAUUGCGGGCCAUUUCCGGAAGGAGCGCAUUGAGGGCCUGCGGAAGCGACGCCGGCUGCUCACCAUCAUCGUGGUGUUGGUGGUGACCUUCGCCCUGUGCUGGAUGCCUUACCACCUGGUGAAGACGCUCUACAUGCUGGGGAAUUUGCUGCACUGGCCCUGUGACUUUGACAGCUUCCUCAUGAACGUCUUUCCCUAUUGCACCUGCAUCAGCUACGUCAACAGCUGCCUCAACCCCUUUCUCUACGCCUUUUUUGACCCUCGGUUCCGCCAAGCCUGCACGUCUAUGCUUUGCUGCGACCAGAGCAGGUGCAAAGGCAGCCCUCACAGCAGCAGCGGGGAGAAGUCAGCCAGUUAUUCUUCCGGGCACAGCCAGGGCCCUGGCCCCAACAUGGGAAAGGGAGGAGAGCAGAUGCAUGAGAAAUCCAUUCCCUAUAGUCAAGAGACCCUGGUGGACUAGGGCUGGGGCCAGAGAGAAGUCUGCUGCCUUGGGUCUGACCCAAACGUUACCCUCACGCUCUGAGAACCAGGUAGCAUGGUUGCACCUUCUCCCUGACUGACCCCUGGCUCCAUUCCCUGCUUCCCGGCUCCAAGCUCUUGUCUUGCCGACUUUUUCCUCAGAUGUUUGUGGUUUAGAAGGAAGAGAUGGAGCCUUGCAAACAGACUCUUGCUCAGCUGAUCAGUAUUCCCAAGGCUCGCACAAGUCUUCCGUCCUCUCUAAGACUCAGUUUUUUUGUUUGUUUGUAUUAAAUGGGGGAAAGUUAUAUGGACCCUAAAACGUUGAAGUAUGAA